UAUUGUGAGACCCAAGACCCAACAAAUUUUCACUUUUAUAAGCAUUAACGCAAAAUUAAGCAGUAAUUUGUUUCAAUUCAUGUCGGACAUACGUAAGUGCUUUUCACAUUCAAAAGCAUAGUUUCUCAGUGUUGGCCGACAUGGGGACCAACACAGGCCAUGUCAUGACGCUAGCCAACAGUAUCAUUGGCGUAAGCGUGUUGGCAAUGCCAUUUUGUUUCAAACAGUGUGGUAUUAUCCUGGCCACUCUAAUGUUGAUUCUCAGUAGCAUCAUGACUCGUCUAGCCUGCUAUUACCUGAUAAAGUCGGCAAUUCUGGCCAGAAGAAGGAACUUUGAAUUUUUAGCUUUCCACAUAUUCGGCCCGCCUGGCAAACUAACUGUGGAACUGAGCAUCAUCGGGUUCAUGCUCGGAACGUGUGUAGCAUUCUUCGUGGUGGUUGGAGAUCUCGGCCCGGCUAUUCUCGGACCAAUACUCGGAAUUGAGAAUCCACAAUCCAUUCGAGCAACUGUACUCAUUGGUAUCGCUGUGUUUGUGGUUCUCCCCUUGGGACUUUUACGCAACGUUGACAGUUUGUCAGCCAUCAGUGCUGCCACUAUUGCAUUCUACAUCUGCCUGGUGCUCAAGGUGAUGGGAGAAGCAACCACACACCUCGUAGCCUGGGACUGGGUGGAUCAUGUGUACCUGUGGAGACCAGCCGGACUACUACAAUGCAUCCCUAUUUUCUCCAUGGCACUAUCUUGUCAAACGCAGCUGUUUGAAAUAUUUGAGUCCAUCCCUAACGGAACACUCGACAAGAUGACAGUUAUCGUUCGCUCGGCAGUCAACCUCUGUACGCUGAUGUACGUAGCAAUGGGGUGCUUUGGCUACAUUGCUUUCUGCACACAACCCUUCUCUGGUAACUUGAUGCUCUCCUUCUCUCCCACCCCUACAAGUGAAGUGAUCAAGAUGGGUUUUGUGUUGAGCGUCGCAGUCAGUUUCCCACUCGUUAUCUUCCCCUGUCGUGCGAGCCUUCACUCUCUGCUGUUCAGAAGGGGUAUUCCUCCCCACCACGAACUCCUGUCCGUCAGCAACCACAUGCCGGAGCUGAGGUUCAAGUGCAUUACAAUAGUCAUAGUGGCCAUUGCUCUCGUAUCCGGUCUUCUCAUUCCCAACAUAGAACUGGUCCUGGGAUUGGUCGGAUCAACCAUCGGAGUACUCAUCUGCGUCAUCAUCCCCGCCACGUUCUUUCUGUGCCUCACCACCAAGAAUAAUAACGAACGGCUUCUUGCUCAGAUAUUGUUCGUGACGGGACUAAUGAUCAUGGUGCUCGGCUCGUACGCCAACUUGUACGCAACAGAGCAAGCCAUCUCCAACAACGAGCCUCCGUCUGCGCCCAAGCUGGUCCAGCUGAAACCUCCGGAGAUGCCUUCUGUCAACGUCCUUCCACCGGAUACCAAGUCUCAGAUUAAGAUGAAAGAUGACACAUUGAAAAACAUCCAAAACGUGGAGCAACUCGCAGCAGCUCUUCCAAAACUUCAGAAAGAUAAUCCUGCUCCUUCAAUAGAGAAAAUAGAGGAGAAACAGGAUGUGAGAAAAGAACCACCAGUUCCAGAAGCUCCAGAGGUGAAAGUCGUCAGUGAAGGUCCUCCUGAAGUGAAAGUUGCGGAAGCUCAAGUUCCAGCAGUGCAGGAAGUGAAGAAGUUAGAACCUCCUGCCGAGAUUGAGAAAACUGUGCCCAAGAAAGAAGAAAGCAUACACAACGAUGCUUUCAAGAAAGAAGAUGAUGAAAUAAAAGAGGUGCAGAAACAAGAAAUAUUAAAGAAGAAGGAAGAACUGAUUGAAAAGCUGGAAGAAAACGAGGAAAAGCAAAAGAAACUUCUUGAGGAGCAGAAGAAAAUACUGCAGGACAUAAAACUUGAAAAAGAAAAACUAGUUGGAGAAAAUAAACAACUUGAGAAUAUUGAAAAAGGAAAAGAGAUUGAGAAGAAUCAAGUCAAAAGUCAUUUGACGAAUGAAGUAAUUGACGAGAAGAAAGAAGCUCCGAUUGUCAUUGUGAAAAAGGUGCCAGAAAUUGCUGAAAUCAAAAACACUCUUGAAGCUGUAGAGCCUAAGAUCGUCAAAAAAAUUGAACAGGAAUUGAAGGAACCUAUAAAGUUAAUCAAGGACGACGUUGUGAAAAAGAAUAUGGCUGAUGGACUACCACUUCCACUUGCGGUUCAACAUAUAGUGCCAGCAUUGAAACCUGCCAAGAUUGUAGACAAUAAUCUCAUAAACCCUGAUGAGGGAAAUCCUGACUCUAAGGUGCUGCGGAGGGAAAUAUUGGGAAACAGCCAAGUCAGAGAACAAAGAGAGAAAAGAGACGUCAUUGAAGUUUCUGACAUUGACUUGAAAGAGGAGGGUGGAAUAAAAAUUGAUAAUACUAUCCCAACCACUUCAGUUAAAAAUCUUGAGAAGAAAACCCCUGGAAGUUUGGUACAACCAAGUAACUCUGUGAUUAUUGGUCAUGUUCAAGUUAAACCGGUUGUAAUUGAGUUAAUCCCACCUAAAUCUGAGGUUAUUUCUGGAAAAGACAUUGAGAAAGGAAAUGAUAGCUGGAUAUUAGGAAAGGAUGUCAAAAUAAUUGCUUCAACUAAUGAAGUAAAAGAUGCGGUUAAGGAUCAAGGAAAUGAAAUACAAUCAAAGGAGUUAAAAGAGGUCAUGGAAGAAUGUCAAGAUAAAAAGAAACCUGCCAUGAAGUUCACUGAUGAGCUAAAACCUUUGGAUUUUCAGAAAUUUGACAAGGAAACAAAAGACUUAGUCAACCCGUCAGCAGAAAAAGAAGUCUUGAAUGUUAAUGGUGAAGAAAAGGAUUUGAAGCUUCUGAAUGUCAAUAAAGAAGAAACAACAGAAUCUAUAAUAAAAUUCCCAGCAUUUCUGUCCAAUCCAAAUUUGGUCCUGCCAUCGGAUAAAUUGGAAAAUGCUGUUUUGGAAAACAAUGCCAUCAACAACGCGGCCAAACCAAUGAAGAGGGAUUUAAAAUCUCUUGAUCUGACAGAAAAUCAAAAUUCUAAGGAAGGAGAAGCGUAAUGAUUUCUGUAACUACAUUGUUACCCAAGUAUUGUAGUGGCUGUGGAAGAACUCAACGGGGUAUUUUACCACUUUACCAAAGAGGUAUUGUUUCCUAGACUACUAUGAAAUCCGACCAUAAACUAUUUUUUAACAAAACCUAUUCAAUAUAAAAACUUGGAAAACCUCAAUGAAAAUGGUGUUAUAAAAGUAUAUUUUUCUAUUUGUAUUAUGUUAAGAAAAAUGUGAGUACAAUAAUUACAUUAGCAGAUAUUUAAAAGAAAAUGUGUAAAAUGUCUGACUAGGCUAACAGAAACUGUUCAACGAUUAUUUAUAGUUUAGUGUUGUCAAAACUAUAUGUUUUGUGAUGGUGCUAAGGUAUUUGGAAUGGUUGUGAAUGUAAUUUAUCUUAAAAUUGUAUAAUUGCAUUUAAUUGUUAUUUGUAAAUACUAUUUCAUAAUAAUUAUUUAUUCAAUUUCCGAUGUAUUAUAGUUGUUUUUUUUUCUGUAAAGGCCAAGUAGAAAUAAGCUAGUUUAAGCUCAUGACAAAUGAAUUAUUUCCUUAUGUAACUUUGUUCGUUUCAAUCAAACUCCCCCAAUUAAAUGGAUACAUUGUGUAUACUUUUUCUUUGGAUAAUUUUUGUUGUAUAUCAUGAUUUGUGUUUCUUUGUUUCACUUAACAUGUUUAAAGUUUUUAUUUUUUAUUUAUUUGAAAACA
Molecule: messenger RNA, 3743 nt
Organism: Macrosteles quadrilineatus (aster leafhopper)
Lineage: Eukaryota; Metazoa; Arthropoda; Insecta; Hemiptera; Cicadellidae
Product: putative sodium-coupled neutral amino acid transporter 10
Exons: 11
Coding region: 141-3047 (968 amino acids)
Biological process (GO): amino acid transmembrane transport
Molecular function (GO): amino acid transmembrane transporter activity
Source: RefSeq, a predicted model, not a curated record